Molecule: messenger RNA, 399 nt
Organism: Aspergillus alliaceus
Lineage: Eukaryota; Fungi; Ascomycota; Eurotiomycetes; Eurotiales; Aspergillaceae
Exons: 1
Coding region: 1-399 (132 amino acids)
Source: RefSeq, a predicted model, not a curated record
AUGUGGAAUCUGGCUCCUGCGGAGAUUAAAAGCAAGCUACAGGGUAUGAGAUCUCAUUCGGAGAAACUCGAAAGUAAAUAUGCAUCGUCCCCCUUCCCUGUCUCGUAUUCUGUUUCCAACGGUGCUCAUCCUAUAGAAGUGUGCAAUCUCCUCUCAUUAGGGCAACCUAUAAUGAAGAUCGAGGGGCUUGAUGGCCGGCUAAUCGACUCUAAAGGAGAAUACACGGCUGCCGCAUAUUUCCAGGAUCAUCCUUCCCUCGUUCGAGCCGGUGCUAUUGGACGAGUCAAGAUGACUGGGCCAAGAACUGCCGCGCAGGGAGCGUACGCUGAGAAGGUAGCUGAAUAUUUGGUACAGAUGGUGGAAGAUAUGGGGCUCCGAACGCGGUUAGAUAUUGAGUAG